Letharia lupina is the source of this 477-nucleotide messenger RNA. RefSeq lists its product as uncharacterized. The coding region runs from base 1 to 477 and encodes 158 amino acids. Lineage: Eukaryota; Fungi; Ascomycota; Lecanoromycetes; Lecanorales; Parmeliaceae. The record is from RefSeq and is a predicted model, not a curated record. The transcript has 2 exons.
AUGUCCUCAGCCCAGAAGUCCGCAGCCCAAUUAAGAGAGGAAGCUUCCAAGGCCGUGAUGGAGAACGGCUACCAUGUCCUUCGGCGUACUUUCAGAGUGGAAACGGACGGCACGAGCCCAGAACCCCCCUUCUUCCCGAUACCGUUCCUUGGGCUCAUCCAAACCGAUGAUCUAGACCGUUUGCCUUGUGAUAGUGAACGUUUGGAACUUACUGGCCCCCACUGGAGCCACCUAAAAGAUACAGGACCCUAUCACGACCCUGUCACUGGAAAGUCUGAUGUUAUUGUCAUGAAAUUCUCCCGCAAGGCUGGCAAAACCAACGCAAAGUGGCACAUGGACAUUGACAAACUAAGCGUUCUGGGAGGCCUUGGUGGUGUGAGCGUGGGUGGACCGGGGGAAGGGGUCCGGCAGGGCGGUAUCUCUCGGCAGCGCCGAGGAUCGGGGUCAUCAAGUUUCGUUGAGGCGCAGGCGUCAUGA